AUGAGCGACUCAACUGAAGAUAUUAGUUCUUGGACAAAGUCUGAUGUGACGAAUUUUUCCACCAGUAAAGAUGCGUCAAAAAGACGUUCAAUCACUUCUGGCUCUACAUCUUUUGCACGUCAACCUUUAAGACCAAUAGUUUUGUCCAAAGGUUGGAAGAUUGGAAAGGGAAGUGCUGGUCAGGUGGCUUCAUUUCUAAUUAAAACUCUUGCAUUAGAGACCUUGCGGAGGUUCUCAAAUGCGAGGUGUCCAUUCCUCUGGACUGGGCUGCAAGCUUUGCAAGUUCUUUGUUAUCCCCCAUUAAAGUGGCUUCAGUGCUGGAAUCCUUUUGGAUUUGUAAUUAAAGGAAUGCAGAUGUUAUCUCAACCGUUAUUGGUGCUCUCUAUUGGGGCUGCUAUUUCUAAUCAUUCAGAUUACAGCAAUUUUGUCCUAGAUGGCACUGAAAAUUCUCAAAACACCAAUGAUUUACAAGCAGAACCUCGAUUAGAAUCCACAUCUGAAGAGAGUGAUGACAACAUGAGGGCUGGUGAUGAAAAUCCUGAAAACAACUGGCUAUGCCAUGUUCAUAAAGAGCUAGAAAAUCAGGGAAUUACUUUGCCAGAAAGAAUUAACAAAGGUGAUCUCCAGAGAUUUUAUAUUGCUGCAAAUGGUGAUUUAUCGAGUUUAAUAUUAUCAAUAAAAAAAACAAUACGUUGGAGAGAGACCUACAGAAUUCUCUCUGGAGUAGAACUUGAGAUGUGGUCACAUAUGGUCUUCUGGCAUGGAUUUGAUGUGAAGCAUCGCCCGUGCCUUAUCAUCCGUCUUGGCAUGGCUUCCACCAGCUUGUCGUCUCAUGAUAGACCACGCUUUGUUCAGGCAGUGGUAUCUCAGGUGGAGCAUGGGGUGCUGCAUUUGGUGGAUGGAAAAAAUCCUCAAAUUACUGUUUUAUUGGACUGUCACGGUUCGUCGCCUCUGAGAUUUCCUAUGCAAAUGCUAAGAUACUGCUCUAAUCUGUUGCAAGAUAACUUCCCAAAUCUUCUUGGCUGUUUGUUUAUUAUACGGCUUCAACCGGUUGUUCGUGUACUAGCUCAAACAUUUAUUCAAGUUCUCAAACCUGCCACAAAGGAAAAACUGAGAAUUGAAGGAGAGACGUACCUGGAGGUUCUUUCUGAGUGUUUACAGACGCUCCCAUCAUACCUUGGAGGACAAUGCACAUGCACAAGAUGUGCUAACCCUAGAAUGGAGAUUGUACAACAAUCUUCUGAUGUUGAGCCAAACACAGCAGAGUCUGCUGCUGAUACUAGUAGUACAGAGGAUUUUCCAUCAUUGCCUCCAAGCUAUCCAGAUGAUAUAUCGGUUGAUAACUGCAUGCAGGAUUUUAUUUUAGUGUCCCCCCCCCCCCAACAAAGCCUUGGUACCUAUCAAACUGGUGUUUAUAUGAAUAAUAUCUGUGUGAGCCAUAGUGAUUUGUUGUAUUUAAAUGGAAAACUGCAGUUCAUUGAAAAGUUUGGCAUGCAUAUUAUUGUUGGUAUAAAGAUGGGUGGGAAGGAUGUGGUAUUUAUGAAACAACAGCACUCUUCUUCACUUCGACAGGUGGAUGUGCAGCAAAUAUUGAUAAUGAUGGCUGAUAAAAGGUUCUAUAAGCAAAUGAACAAUAAGGAAUGGAUACAGAGCAAGUAUUAA
Fraxinus pennsylvanica is the source of this 1662-nucleotide messenger RNA. The record is from the annotation of a GenBank genome assembly. Lineage: Eukaryota; Viridiplantae; Streptophyta; Magnoliopsida; Lamiales; Oleaceae.